AUGGCAUUGUCACUCAUCAUUUCAUCAGUGUUUGCCAGUCCUUCAGGAAACAAUGACAUCGUCGUGGCUAUCCAAGAGAUGGAGAGAGCAAAUUACUUCACCUUUGUCAUGCUUAUAAACAUGGUUCCUCCUAGUCUGUUCCAAGGCAAUAUCACUUUCUUGAUGCCAAGUGAUAGAUCACUCUCUAGAACAAAGAUACCACAAAACAGUGUUGUGGAUCUCUUGCUCAACCAUUCGAUUCCCUCCCCUUUGCUUUUCGAUCACCUUAUUCAUUUGCCCACAAACAGCACGCUACCUACAUCAAACCCCGACUUGAUGCUUAAGGUCUCUAAUAGUGGCAGACGGGAUUUGUUUCUUGGGAAUGUUAGAAUCGUUAGUCCUAAUAUAUGCACACAUGGGUACUCGGUGCGGUGCCAUGGAAUAGAUGAUGUGCUUAGUAUUGAGAAACCUGAAAUCACAUGCCCUAGAGUUGCCUCUCCAAUUCCAGGUAUUGCCCCACUGUUGGCACCUGCUAGUCAGGCUCCUGCAUCAACUCCACCUCAUGCUGACGCUUAUGAAACCUCAGGUGGUCGAAGACCACAUAUAGAGUUAGCAUUGCCAUGUAUCACGUUUAUGUGGGUAUUAUUUAUAGUAAAGUCGUGUGUUUGA
Molecule: messenger RNA, 648 nt
Organism: Lactuca virosa
Lineage: Eukaryota; Viridiplantae; Streptophyta; Magnoliopsida; Asterales; Asteraceae
Source: the annotation of a GenBank genome assembly